AGUCACUUGUGCACUGCUGGGUUUGGAGUUCAGACGCCACCACACAAAAGAAGUGCCUUGUUAAUUUUCUUUUUAUAGUCUGGCUAAAUUGACCAUACGCCUUUGCUUUUUUGUCAAUAGACCGAAAAAAUGUCUUGACGUUUAACGUCAGUGCCGUCAGAUCAAUCAAAAUUACGCGGCUGAUUGUAAAGUUCAGAAUGGGUUAUCAUGAGUGAUAAACUUAUGAAGAAACUUAACUAAAUAAGUAUUAUUUUACUGUGUGGCUUUGUGAUUUGUAUUGUGCUGUAAAACAUGAAUACCAAACCUAUUUAUAAUAUUUUCUCUGACGUCAUUAGAAGAUGCAAUCGUCUAAAGUUAGUAAAUCAUCAUCAAAUCAUGGACAGAAAAGGCCAUACAAAAUUGAACUUUAUGUUAAAUCAUUCAGUGAGAUCCUUUCAUAGUUCCUACUACACAAUGGCAAGCAAGCUUCUGACUGGCAACCUGUGGGAGACUGAUCCUGAGCUAUUUGAUAUUAUAAAAAAUGAGAAGCAUCGCCAGGAAGCCGGCCUUGAAAUGAUAGCUUCAGAAAACUUUACUUCAGUUCCAGUACUUCAAUGUUUGAGCUCAUGCCUUCACAAUAAGUAUUCAGAAGGUCUACCAAACCAGAGAUACUAUGGUGGCAAUGAAUUUAUUGAUGAAGUAGAAAUUUUAGCACAAAAGAGGUCCUUGGAGGCCUACAAGUUGAGUGACAAGGACUGGGGUGUCAACGUACAACCCUACUCUGGGUCCCCAGCCAAUUUUGCCGUGUACACUGGUGUGGUUGAGCCCCAUGGCAGGAUCAUGGGCCUGGACCUGCCUGACGGCGGUCACUUGACCCAUGGCUUCUUCACAGCAACUAAGAAAAUAUCUGCCACAUCUAUCUUCUUCGAGAGCAUGCCCUAUAAAGUUGAUCCUACAACUGGGCUGAUAGACUACGACAAGCUAGCAGAGACAGCCAAGCUGUUUAAGCCCAAGCUAAUUAUCGCGGGGAUGAGCUGCUACUCCAGAUGCCUGGACUACAAGAGGUUUAGGCAGAUCGCCGACGAGAACGGAGCCUACCUCAUGGCUGAUAUGGCUCAUGUAUCGGGACUUGUUGCUGCAGGAGUAAUCCCCAGCCCGUUCGAAUACUGUGAUAUAGUGACUACAACGACCCACAAAACGCUCCGCGGCCCGCGCGCCGGCGUCAUCUUCUUCCGCAAAGGCGUGCGCUCCACCAAGCCCAACGGCACCCAAGUGUUGUACGACUUCGAGAGCAAAAUCAACCAGGCGGUCUUCCCUGGGCUGCAGGGCGGGCCCCACAACCACGCUAUUGCUGCUAUCGCUACAGCUAUGAAGCAGGCCACGUCGCCUGAGUUCGUGGAAUACCAGAAGCAGGUGAUCAAGAACGCCCAGCGUCUGUGCCAGGGGCUGAUGUCACGUGGUUACGCCAUCGCGACCGGCGGCACCGACGUGCACCUGGCCCUAGUAGACCUGCGGCCGGCGGGGCUCACGGGCGCGCCGGCCGAGCGCGUGCUGGAGCUGUGCAGCGUGGCCUGCAACAAGAACACCGUGCCCGGCGACCGCAGCGCGCUCAACCCCAGCGGCAUCCGCCUCGGUACACCUGCGUUAACUACUCGAGGAAUGAAAGAAGCCGAUAUUGAUAAAGUAGUAGACUACAUCGACAGAGCUCUCAAUAUCGCCAAGGAGAUUGUGAAAAUCUCAGGGCCUAAGCUUGUUGACUUUAACAAGACUAUUGAAGGAAAUGCUGACUUCAAAUCGAAGAUAGAAGCACUCAAAAAGGAAGUUGAAGACUACAGCCGAAAAUUCCCCAUUCCCGGCAUCGGAAACUAUUAACAUUCCAAUCAUCCUACUAGAUUUAAGCUAUAUAAAAAAAUGUAUUUAAUUUACAUAAUGUGCCUUCUUUAUAAUGUUAUAAGAAGAUUAAGGAAUCUCUAAUUAUUACCUCAUCAUAAUCAUUUCAUAUCAUUUUGUAUGUAGUAACAUACUCACUCACUAUCUUGUAUACAUGUAUGAAUAUGGUUAU
Ostrinia furnacalis (Asian corn borer) is the source of this 2041-nucleotide messenger RNA. It is a transcript of the gene Shmt, whose product is annotated as serine hydroxymethyl transferase. Bases 292 to 1851 code for a protein of 519 amino acids. The record is from RefSeq and is a predicted model, not a curated record. Gene Ontology annotation, biological process: tetrahydrofolate interconversion. The transcript is spliced from 9 exons. Gene Ontology annotation, cellular component: mitochondrion; cytoplasm; nucleus. Gene Ontology annotation, molecular function: glycine hydroxymethyltransferase activity; pyridoxal phosphate binding. NCBI's taxonomy places the organism in Eukaryota, Metazoa, Arthropoda, Insecta, Lepidoptera, Crambidae.